Molecule: messenger RNA, 1014 nt
Organism: Mesorhabditis spiculigera
Lineage: Eukaryota; Metazoa; Nematoda; Chromadorea; Rhabditida; Rhabditidae
Source: the annotation of a GenBank genome assembly
UUCCGCGCCGCACUAAUGACGAAUCUACACUCGGUGAUGGAUAUAUCAUCCGGGUUAUUUAAUGGAACGCUACUGUACCUAAUUAUAUUCUGCACCACGAAGUCGUUUCGCAACUACUCGAUCAUUUUGGGAUGUACGACCCUCACCGAAUUUGUACUGGGGUUGUCGGCUGGAUUUACGAUGACUAGGACGAUACCAGUCGAAUAUACGCUCGUCUACCAAUUCCACGGUCUAUGCCGCAAGUUGUCAGCCCAGAUUUGCAUGGAUGCACACGCAGUCAUCGUCCACUGCUUCGCCUACAACUACACGCUGCUGCCGUUGUCAUUUUGGUACCGUCACCGCGUCUUGACAAAUGGCUUGUGCAGCCCAUUAAGAGUUACGUUGUAUUGUUUCAUUCUCUACAUUCCGGCAUUUCUAGUUAUGGUCUGCUUCGCGGCCGGAACCAGUCCUCCCGAAAUCAUCCACAAGAUCUUGGCCGCCAAGAAAAACGGAUCUCUCUAUCCGGACGAUCCGAAUAUUGCUGCCCUAAUUGGAUAUGAGGACAUGACGACUUAUUACAACAUUGCCAUCACCAUGUGGAUCUGUGCGCCAAUCAUGCCGGGGUAUACGAUUUCGAUAUACUAUCGUUACCAAAUCCUACAAAAACUGAAGAUGGACCGCGGGAUGAGCGCGAAGACGCUGAAAGCGCAGGAGAAUUUGGUCAAAGCCCUGACGUUGCAAAUGAUAACGCCGUUAUUAUCAAUGAGCCAAUCCUCGGCUUUUGUUUGGAUCCAGUACCAAUUACCAGGCCACAAGCACAUCUUCUUCCUCGAGGAGCUCGUCUUCAUCUUGGUGGCUAUGACUAGCAUGCUGAACCCUUGUAUUACCAUCUACUACGUAUUACCAUAUCGAAAAGAACUCCAAAAACUCCUUUGUUUCUGGCGGCGAAAGCAGGACUUUUCGCGCAGGAUCUACAGCGAGGCGAAGAAUUCACACACCAAGGACUCCAAAUUGCAACACACAAAUGAGCUUUUU